Morone saxatilis (striped sea-bass) is the source of this 2681-nucleotide messenger RNA. It is a transcript of the gene top3b, whose product is annotated as DNA topoisomerase III beta. Gene Ontology annotation, biological process: DNA topological change. Gene Ontology annotation, molecular function: DNA binding; DNA topoisomerase type I (single strand cut, ATP-independent) activity. Gene Ontology annotation, cellular component: nucleus. The record is from RefSeq and is a predicted model, not a curated record. NCBI's taxonomy places the organism in Eukaryota, Metazoa, Chordata, Actinopteri, Moronidae.
UGACACCGGAAGUGAACACUGUGUAAACUGUCAUGUCCGCUCUCGUGCUUGAUAACAUAGCCUAUUAGCAAGCAGUUGUAUGUAAAAUUAACGAAGCUCUUUAUAGAGGAGCUGUUAAUGCUAGCGCGUAUAGCUCGGGUGUGAGACGGUCAGUCAGUGUACUGCCUGUGAGCCGGCUGACUGCAGGUUGAUAGAGGAGCUGUUAGCACUUCAUUCAAAAUGAGAACUGUUUUGAUGGUGGCAGAGAAACCAUCCUUGGCUCAGUCGAUUGCCAAAAUCCUCUCUAAAGGAAAUUGCACAAGUCGCAAGGGGCUCAACGGAGCAUGCUCAGUGCACGAAUACAGCGGCAGCUUCCAGGGCCAACCUGUACGCUUUAGGAUGACUUCUGUUUGUGGACAUGUGAUGAGUCUGGAUUUCAUCGGGAAGUACAACAACUGGGAUAAGGUGGACCCUGCAGAACUAUUCAGCAAAGCUCCCACAGAAAAGAAGGAGGCCAACCCCAAACUCAACAUGGUCAAGUUCCUCCAGGUUGAAGCCAGAGGCUGUGACUAUGUGGUUUUAUGGUUGGACUGCGAUAAAGAGGGCGAAAACAUCUGCUUUGAGGUGCUGGAUGCCAUCCAGCCAGUGAUGAACAAGGGGAGUGUCAGAGAGCAGAGCGUUUACCGUGCCAAGUUCAGCUCCAUUACUGACACUGACAUCUGGAACGCCAUGAACUGCCUGGGAGAGCCCAACCGCAAUGAAGCGCUGUCAGUAGAUGCACGUCAGGAACUGGAUCUGCGCAUCGGCUGUGCCUUCACCCGGUUCCAGACCAAGUAUUUCCAGGGCAAAUAUGGCAAUCUAGACUCCUCCUUGAUCUCAUUUGGACCAUGCCAGACCCCAACACUAGGCUUCUGCGUGGAACGCCAUGACAAGAUCCAGUCUUUCAAACCUGAGACUUACUGGAUACUCCAGGCGAAGGUUUUUAAAGGAAAGGACAGCCCACUGACACUGGACUGGAACAGGGUGAGGGUCUUUGACAGGGAGGUGGGUCAGAUGUUCGUCAACCUGGCCAAGACAUCGAGGGAUGCCCAGGUGCAAGACCUCUGCUUUUCACUGGAUCUAAACCGACCCAGGAAAGGAACCGAUGCUGGAGACCGCAUCCAACCUAAUCCACUCCCUGCGCGCUGCGCCUCAGAGGCAGAAUUGGGAAGUGAUGGCUGGCGGCUGUACGAGUACAUCACACGCAAUUUCAUUGCCACUGUGAGUCAGGACUGCAAGUACCUCCAGACCACCAUAGACUUCACCAUCGGCACAGAGGCCUUCUCAUGUAGUGGCAAAACCCUGAUAUCAGCAGGAUACACAACAGUGAUGCCAUGGCAGGGCAUCCCUCUGGAAGAGGCCAUGCCAGUUUGUGAGCGCGGAGACACUUUCACGAUAGAUGAGAUCAAGCUGGUGGAAAAGCAGACUAGCCCCCCAGACUACCUGACCGAGGCUGAACUCAUCACCCUCAUGGAGAAACAUGGCGUUGGUACUGAUGCCAGUAUCCCUGUCCACAUCAACAACAUCUGUCAGAGGAACUAUGUGACAGUAGAGAAUGGGCGCAAGUUGAAGCCAACCAACCUGGGCAUUGUCCUGGUACAUGGCUACUACAAGACAGAUGCAGAACUCGUGCUGCCCACCAUACGCAGUGCUGUGGAGAAGCAGCUGAACCUCAUCGCGCUGGGUAAGGCCAACUAUCAGCAGGUCCUGCAGCACACACUGGAUAUCUUCAAGAGGAAGUUUCACUACUUUGUGGAUUCUAUCACCAGCAUGGAUGAGUUGAUGGAGGUCUCCUUUUCACCCAUUGCUGCCACUGGGAAGCCCCUUUCCCGUUGUGGCAAGUGCCGUCGCUUCAUGAAGUACAUACAGGCCAAGCCUAGCCGGCUCCACUGUUCCCACUGUGAUGAGACCUACAGUCUUCCCCAGAAUGGAGCCAUCAAGCUGUACAAAGAGCUCCGCUGUCCACUAGAUGAGUUUGAGCUUGUGUUGUGGACAUCUGGGGCCCGGGGCAAGAGCUACCCCCUGUGCCCCUACUGCUUCAGCAAUCCGCCUUUCAGGGACAUGAAGAAAGGUAUGGGAUGCAAUGAAUGUACCCAUCCGUCCUGUCAGCACUCUCUCAACUCUUUUGGUAUUGGACAGUGUGUGGAAUGUGAAAGUGGUGUUUUGGUGCUGGAUCCCACCUCUGGACCGAAGUGGAGGAUGGCCUGUAACAAAUGCAACGUGGUGGUGCACUUCUUUGAACAUGCACACAGAGUUCAGGUUGCUCAGGAGAGCUGCGAUGCCUGCGACGCCUCUCUCGUUGCGGUGGACUUCAACAAGACUCGCACUCCACUUCCUGCUGGCGAAACCCAACACACCGGCUGUGUUUUCUGUGAUUCGAUCUUCCAGGAUCUGGUGGAGCUCAAACAUGCAACCAUGAGGCACGGCAGGGGUGGGGGUGCUAGACGAGGAGGACGGGGACGAGGGAGGGGACGCCGUGGCAAUCCUAAAAAACCUAAAGACAAAAUGGCUGCCUUGGCAGCUUACUUUGUAUAGUGUCUGUGUGUAGUGUGCCCUGUUAGUUGCUUGACACAUAGUAUAAAGAUGUAUACUGUAAGUAAAGGGACUUCUGUUUUUACAUGUGUGUUUAAUGACACUGCAGUAAAAUAUGUAUUUUUAAAAAA